Messenger RNA from Amphiprion ocellaris (clown anemonefish), 3087 nucleotides. RefSeq names its product protein P200-like. The transcript is spliced from 5 exons. Gene Ontology annotation, molecular function: proton transmembrane transporter activity. Gene Ontology annotation, biological process: proton motive force-driven ATP synthesis. The record is from RefSeq and is a predicted model, not a curated record. Bases 99 to 2891 code for a protein of 930 amino acids. NCBI's taxonomy places the organism in Eukaryota, Metazoa, Chordata, Actinopteri, Pomacentridae.
UUACAGAAUCACCAGCAGCUGUAGAUGUACUAGAAAUUAGAACUUCUGUUCUGGAAAGUCCAGUAGAACCAAGAGUAGGUGCAAACUCAAGAGUGUCUAUGAAAGAACCCUUAAGAGAAACUGCAGUAGAAUCACCAGUAGAGUCCAACCUUCCUUUGGUGGAAGAACCACAAACUAGAUCUCCUGUUGUAGAAGGUUCAGUAGAUCUUGCAAUAGAAGCUACAGUAGAUACAGUAGCUCAAGAAGCCAAACCUGCAGAUUCAGUACUAGUUGAUGCCAAAGAACAACUUUUAAAAGAAACUACAAUAGAAUCACCAGUAGAUUCCGCAGUAUCGCAGGAAACGAACAAAGCUGAAGUCCUGACGUUGGAGUCGGUGACUUUAUCAGAAGUGGAAGCGGAAGUCAGACGUCUUGAAAGUGAAGUUCUGCAGGAAACAUGUGACACGCUUGAGAAAGAAGCCGAUGAUUUAGCAAAAGUGGAGAAGAUAGAAGUGAAGACGACAGCAGAAGAUGUUGCCAUUUUUGAAACAGAGGCUGAAUUGUCAACAGUGGAUUCUAUCUCUGAAGCCACCGAUGCAAUAGAAGCAGAAACAGCUGAAUUGAUGGAGGCCAUGUUUGGUUCUGAGCAGGGACCAAACCGGUCGACUGAAGCUCCCCUCCAACUGGGGUCACAGCAUGAAACUAUAGUUCAGGAGGUGGAGACAGAGUCGACAAAUGUUUUGGAAGCAAUGUCUCUCGAAUCUGUGACUUUGGCUGAAGUUGAGGCCUCGUUAGGAACUCUGGAGAGUGAGACUCUGACUGAAACCACAGGUUAUCUGGAGAAAGAAGCUGAAAUUCAUGCUGGAGAGGAAAAGAUGGAAGUGAACACGACAGCAGAUGUUGUUGCCAUUUUUGAAACACAAAGUGAAUUGUCAACAAUGGAUUCUAUCUCUGAAGUCACAGAUGCAAUAGAAGCCGAGGCAGCUAUGUUGAUGGAGACCAUGUUUGGUUCUGAACGGGGACCAAAGCAGUCGACUGAAGCUUCUCUCCAGGAAGUGAGACCAUGGGAUGAAACAAUGGGUCAGGAAGCAGAUAAAGAGUCACUGAAUGUUUUGGAAGCCAUGUCUCUCGAGUCCGUGACUUUGGCGGAAGUUGAGGCCUCGUUGGGAACUCUAGGAAGUGAAUCUCUGAGUGAAACCAUGGGUUAUCUGGAGAAAGAAGCUGAAAUUCUUGCUAGGGAGGAAAAAAUGGAAGUGAAGAUGACAGCAGAGGAUGCUGACCUUCUGGAAACAGAGGCUGAAUUGUUAACAGAGAGUUCUAUCUCUGAAGCCUCAGAGGCAAUAGAAGCAGAGACGUUCUUGAUGGAGGCCAUGUUUGGUUCUGAGCAGGGACCAAAGCAGUCGACUGAAGCUUCCUUCCAGGAAGUGAGACCACAGGAUGAAAUGAUGGGUCAUGAAUCAGAUAAAGAGUCAUUGACUGUUUUGGAAGCAAUGUCUCUCGAGUCCGUGACUUUGGCGGAAGUUGAGGCCUCAUUAGGAACUCUAGGUAGCGAAUCUCUGAGUGAAACCACAGGUUAUCUGGAGAAAGAAGCUGAAAUUCUUGCUGAAGAGGAGAAGUUGGAAAUAAAGGUGAGAGCAGAAGAUGUUGCUAUUUUAGAAACACAAACUGAAUUGUCAACAGUGGAUUCUAUCUCUGAAGCCACAGAUGCAAUACAAGCUGAGACAGCCAUGUUGAUGGAGGCCAUGUUUGGUUCUGAGCAGGGACCAAAGCAGUCGACUGAAGCUCCCCUCCAGGAAGUGGGACCACGGGAUGAAACAAUGGGUCAUGAAUCAGAUAAAGAGUCAUUGAAUGUUUUAGAAGCCAUGUCUCUUGAGUCCGUGACUUUGGCGGAAGUUGAGGCCUCGUUGGGAACACUGGGAAGCGAAUCUCUGAGUGAAACCAUGGGUUAUCUGGAGAAAGAAGCUGAAAUUCUUGCUGAAGAGGAAAAAAUGGAAGUGAUGAUUACAGCAGAUGAUGUUGCAAUUUUAGAGGAUGAAAAAGAGGCUGAAUUGUUCAGAGGGAAUUCUAUCUCUGAAGCCUCAGAGGCAAUAGAAGCUGAGACAGCCAUGUUGAUGGAGGCCAUGUUUGGUUCUGAGCAGGGACCAAAGCAGUGGACUGAAGCUCCUCUACAGGAAGUGAGACCACAAAAUGAAAUGAUGGGUCAUGAAUCAGAUAAAGAGUCACUGAAUGUUUUGGAAGCCAUGUCUCUCGAGUCUGUGACUUUGGCAGAAGUUGAGGCCUCGUUAGGAACACUUGGUAGCGAAUCUCUGAGUGAAACCACAGGUUAUCUGGAAAAAGAAGCUGAAAUCCUUGCCGGAGAGGAGAAGAUGAAAGUAAAUGAGGGAACAGUAUUUAAAGAGGUAACUGAGGCUCUAAACCUUGAACCUCUGUCUUUGCCUGAAGCUGAAACUGAAGAUCUGCAGACAGAUGCACUGAUGGAAGAGCUGCUGUUUGCUGUUCCUCAGCACACAACGGGUGAAACUGGUCAACGAACCAGUCCAGAGGUUGUCACAGCGAACAUUUUGGAUGCAGUUGCCGUGGAUGCAGAGGCUGCAGAAACAGAUAAUAGUCCAGCUCCUCCUGUUCUGACAGAGGUGCAGCUGGAACAGGACGAGGAGGAAGCUACAGGGAAAGAAGAAGAUGUGUCAAUGCACACAGAUUUGGAUCCAGUUCAGAGACUCUUCUUGGAGAAGAUCAGAGAAUACAAAAAUCUUCACAGGCUGAAUGGUCGACUGUUGGAGGCGGAGCCAGAUUACAUAAAACACCUGUCAGAGGAAACAGCGAAGCUUCAGAGACUUUAUGGAGGAGGAGACCUGACCAGCUUCCCUCAGUUCACCUUCACUGAUCCUGAAUUGGACCAAGACUCCAAAUGAUCCACGGAUGCUCUUCAUGCUCCUCCUUUUUGCUGACUUUUGUCCGACCUCCUCCUCCGCUACCUCCUUGUUUCAGAUGUAGUAUGUGUCGAUGAAGAGGAGGAACAUAUAAAGGGAUGCUUGUGUUUAUUCCUGGCUGCUGGUUUGUACUGUGCAAUAAUGAAUUCUGUUUUAUUAAAGAUCCUAUAUUUUACCA